Paraglomus brasilianum is the source of this 348-nucleotide messenger RNA. The record is from the annotation of a GenBank genome assembly. Lineage: Eukaryota; Fungi; Glomeromycota; Glomeromycetes; Paraglomerales; Paraglomeraceae.
AUGAAAGGACUGUGCUUCAUUCUUGUUCUAGCUCUGGCAGCUAUGCACGUUAAGAGUGAAUUAGUAGAUGGUCUUUUUCCAUAUCCUACUGUAAAACCGACCACGACCCUCACAACAACUAGCGACCCUCCUUUUAUACCGACAGUUAAAACUACUAAGGGUUCCCCCACCACUGUCCCCUCCCCUUUACCUAGUGGAGCUUCGAAUGAUACAGAUUUAUCGGGUAAUGCUACCUCCAGUACUGAUGAUGCUACUCCUACAGAAAUACAAGUACCAAACCCAUUCUCUGCUGGCAAUGGUAUAGACGCUAAUUUGUGGGCAUGGUGCUUUACUCUAGGUAGUUUGUUG